UGUAAGUCGAAUCUUCUUUCCUCAAUUAACAUAUAAAUAAAUUACUAAAACUAAAAUAAGAACCUUGUCCACAACCUGGACAAGCCUUAGUUGAACCCAGCCCAUUGAUCAAGUCUUAGAGAAUGGGCCAGUGUAUUUAGCUAACUCAAUAAAGUGCUUAGAUUUCAUGUGCAAUCAAAGAAUAGAGUGUUGUUUUUUAACUUAGAGGGUUAGGAUGGACUAUUCUUUGGAGGUUGAUGCCUAAAAUUUACUAAUCCUAUCAUUUUUCAAGGGGAUUAACGGAGAUAGUUUUAGACAUCAACCUCAUAUAAAUAGUCCACCUUAAUCAUUCAAGUUAGAAAACAACAUCUAUAUUCUUCCUUGAUUGAACAUGAAAUCUAGUCAUUUUACUAGUCUAAGCUAAUCCAAUCUAAUCCUCUAUAUCAAACAUGGCGGAUUGAUUAGCUUUGGAUCAAAUUAAUGAGUUUGAUCAAACAAUUAAGAGAUAGGAUCUAUUUAAGGAUUUAGAUAGAGUUUUUAUUAAAAAUAGCCAAAAUUUACCCUCACUUUCAUAAAUGCCAGUUUUUAUAAAAACUUUCAAAAAUAAUCAAAAACCCACUUAAAUAUACUUUAAAUGUUCUCAAAACUAAAACCCACAUAAAUAAAUAAAAGAAAGUCUGCAUUGUUCAGCAACUCCCUUAUUCUCUCCAUUCUCUUUAGCCUUUUUCGUGCAUUAUUCAAAUAUCACAGCAUUGUUUACAUUUAGGUGCUCCUGCAACUCUGUCACUCUCUCCUUUUUCUUGCUAAUUGCAACAAAUUAAUUAGCUUGUCUUUCUUUUGUGCAUGAUGUGGACCUAACAAAAAUUGGUCUGGUUCUCCUUAAGACGAUUUGUCAUCUUUAUCUAUCAAGUUCUUCCCCUGUAAUUGGUGCAUUGGGAAGGCAAACUAGUCCAAGCAGUCAAGCUGAAGCUGUAUUGAUCUUUGAGAGACCUUGAUAAUGAAUCCAGUUUUACGAGUUCAGCAACCUUACAUGAUAUCGGCCAAAGUAUAGAGAAAGGUAGUUCAAAAGUGAUAGUAAAAUAAAAAGAAAGAGGAUUUCAGUACAAAAAAUUAAAGAUAGAAAACAUGACUCAAGAAGAUAUCCCAUGCUUAUUCGGCAAGCAUCGAGCAUUCGGAUGGAUUGCUUCAGGAUUCUGACCAGAGAGUUAAUUGCAAAGGCAUUAGUGGUUCCGAUGCAUAUAAUUGCACAUUACAAGGAAAGUCGAAACAGGUUACUAAGUUGGCUAAUGGAUCAAUUCAACGAUCACUUUCCUAUCGGCAAUUCCGCUUCACAGUGCCUGCAAAAUAUCAUUCUCCUAUUUUCUUCACUUACUUUAUUUUAUUUAUUUAUGUGGAUCUUUAAGUAUAUUUAAGUGAGUUUUUGGCUAUUUUCGAAAGUUUUUAUAAAAACUGACAUUUAUAAAAGUGAGCGAUAAAUUUUAGCUAUUUUUGAUAAAUACUCAUUUACAUAAGGCUCACAGAUGCUCUUUCUUGCUUGGGUUCUCGUAUUUUGGGCUGUUCCCCACAUUUUGUUAUAAGCUUGUUUAAGCCUUCGGCCUGCCCGUGUAAAAGAAAAUACAAAAAGCAUAACUUUGUACGGUAAACGCUGGGGCGCCCCCAUUGUCACUUAAGCUAGAACUGAACUGAAGAAAAAUUCCCACUGAAAAGCAAAAGUUUGUGCUGCCACUCCCAUUCUAGAUCUCAUCCUAGAACUCAAAAGCGAGCUUUCUGCUUUUAGUACGAUUGCCAGAACAUGAUAUAACUAUAAGCUCUGCCACUUCUUUCUGGAACUCAUCCUGAGGUCUUCAUAAUCAUGCGAUUAUUUCUUUCUUAAUAUUUGCUGAUGUCUCUGUAGCUUCUUUCUUGAUCUGUAGGUACUGUCUCUAACUUAAUUAUUAGCUCUCUUAUACUUAUUUGUGGAUAUUUUUUUGGAUCUACCGUUAUUUGCAUAUAUGCAUGAUUUGACUUGAAAGUUUGCAGGUUUUGGAUACGGAUAUGAAUUCUUCUUCUUCUUCUUCUCUUCCUUUUCCUGCUUCCCUUCAAGAAAAGUACGAUGUGUUUCUUAGUUUCAGAGGUGAGGACACACGCGAUGCUUUUACCAGCCAUCUUCACAAGGCUUUACUUGGGAAGAACAUUGACACCUACAUAGAUAACAGACUUGGGAAAGGAGACGACAUUGGACCUACCCUUCUAGAAGCAAUCGAGAAAUCGAAACUUGCACUAGUCAUUUUCUCAAAAGACUAUGCUUCUUCCACUUGGUGUUUGAAAGAACUUGUGCAUAUACUUGGAUGCAAGAAAAGCUAUGGACAGAUUGUUAUACCCAUUUUUUAUCGCAUAGAUCCAUCACAUGUACGAAAACAGCAGGGAACUUAUGCGCUUGAAGAUCGUCCACUUAAGCGCAGCAGGGAUGAGGUGGCCAACUGGAGGGCUGCUUUGGAGGAAGCAGCCAAUAUGUCUGGGUUUCAUUAUUCCAGCAAAACAGGGACAGAGGCCGAUUUUGUUGAGAAAGUUGUUCAAGAUGUUUUGACCAAAUUGAAUCGCGAAUCGUCAAGUGAUUUAAAGGGUCUGGUUGGGAUUGAAAAGAAAAUUGAGAAAAUUGAGUCGUUAUUAUGCUUGGAUUCACGAGGUGUUUGCUGUGUUGGUAUUUGGGGCAUGGGUGGUAUUGGCAAGACCACCCUUGCUGGUGCUGUAUUUCACAGGCACUCCUCUAAAUUUGAAGUUUGUUGUUUUCUUGCAAAUGUCAGGGAGAACUCCGAACAAACAAAUGGACUACAUCAGUUGCGAAAUAAACUUGUUGGUGAGAUAUUAAAGCAAAAAGAUGUAAAUAUCGACACUCCGUCUAUACCACUUAAUAUUCUAAUUAGGCUCAGGCGUACGAAGGCGCUCAUUGUUCUCGAUGAUGUGAAUGCUCGAAAACAACUAGAAUAUCUUGUUGGUGAUCAUGAUUGGUUUUGCCAAGGAAGUCGAAUCAUUAUAACUGCUAGAGAUAAAGGCAUACUUGAGCAAAAAGUUGACCAUGAAAAGAUAUAUAAUGUUGAGGGAUUAGGUUCUGAUGAAGCUCUUGAGCUCUUUCAUUCGCAUGCUUUUGGAAAUAAGUCUCUAACAACAGAUUACACUGAGUUCUCAAGAGAGGUGGUGGAUUAUAUUAAGGGCAUUCCAUUAGCUCUUAAAGUUAUGGGGUCCUCAUUCCGUCGUUGCAAGAGCAAACAAGAGUGGGAAGCUCAAUGGAAAAAAGUGAAACGAGUUCCAAUCGGAGAAAUCCAGGAAGUGUUGGGAGUAAGUUACGAUGGAUUAGAUGACAAUGGGAAGGAGAUAUUUCUUGAUAUAGCAUGUUUUCAUAAAGGCUGUAGGAGGAAUGAUGUAGAAAGAAUGUUAGAUGGUUGUGAUUUCUUUGGGGAAGCGGGAAUCAAUGACCUUAUUGAUAGGUCUCUCGUAUCAAUUUCAAAAAAUGGGUACUGGAACGGUAUGCAGUUAGAGAUACAUGAUUUGGUGCAAGAAAUGGGUAGGGCAAUUGCUCGAGAACAACGCAGUAGGUUGUUCAUUGGAAAGGAUGUCUAUCAAGUAUUGACAAAUAACCAGAAAGAUGGACAUGUUCAAGCAAUAUCCUUUGACUGGUAUGAGAUUAAAAAGCUACACUUGGAGUUGGAACAUGCAAACUUCGAAAAGAUGUAUGAACUGAGAUUCCUACGUGUCAGUCGUUUUCUUCCAUCAAUGGUUUCUCUUGAUCUUCCCAACUCUCUUAGAUUUCUUCAAUGGGACGGUUAUCCUUUGAAAUCUUUGCCAUCAAAAUUUUCUGCUCAAAACCUUGUUGUCCUUGAUAUGUCAUCCAACGAAGUUGAGGUGCAACUUUGGAAUGAAAACCAGAGUCCAGUGAAUUUAAAACGGAUCAGUCUUCGUUUCUGCGAAUAUCUAACUGAAGUCCCAAAUCUCUCUCGGAGUCUAAAUAUUGAGCAUAUAAAUCUGCCAGGCUGUAAAAGCUUGGUUGAAAUUCCUUCGUAUUUUCAACAUCUUAACAAGCUUACUUAUCUUAACCUUGUGAUGUGCAACAAGCUCAAAAAUCUUGCCGAGAUGCCAUGCAAUCUUGAAUACUUAAAUUUGUCUUGGACAGCAAUAGAGGAAUUGCCUUCAUCAAUUUGGUCUCACGAAAAAAUAUCUCACUUAGAUAUUAAACAUUGUAGACACCUGAAGAGUCUUCCAAGCAACAGUUGUAAGCUGAAACUCUCGAAUUCUUUUAGUCUAGAAGGCUGCGAAUCUCUUUGCGAGUUUUGGGAGCUUCCCUGGAAUACAACAGUGCUAGAAUUGAGUGGUACAACAAUAAAAGAAUUGAGGAAUAAAUCAAUAAAGUUUGUUGGUCUCACUGCAAUUAAACUGAUCAAUUGCAAAAGCCUUGUGAGUCUCCCAACGAACAUUUGGAAGUUGAAAUAUCUGGAGAGCCUUGAUCUCAGUCGUUGCUCUAACCUUGAACACUUCCCAGAAAUCUCGGAGGCUAUGGAACAUCUGGAGUUUCUAAAUUUAUCAUUUACAGCGGUUAAAGAGCUACCCCCAUCAAUUGGAAAUCUAGUUGAGCUUCGAAAAUUAGAUCUUGGUGAUUGCAACAACCUUGUGAGUCUCCCAACGAACAUUUGGAAGUUGAAAUCUCUGGAGAGCCUUGAUCUCAGUCGUUGCUCUAACCUUGAACACUUCCCAGAAAUCUCGGAGGCUAUGGAACAUCUGGAGUUUCUAAAUUUAUGGAGCACAGCGGUUAAAGAGGUAACAUCAUCAAUUGGAAAUCUAGUUGCACUUCGAAAAUUAGAUCUCGGUGAUUGCAGCAUACAAGAAAUCCCUGAUGACCUUUUUUGCUUAACCUCAUUACAAGAGUUAACUCUGAGUUUCACCGAAAUUAAGAGCAUACCUGCAAGCGUCAAACAAGCUGCUCAACUAUCUCGCCUGUUCCUCAACGGUUGCAAGAGCCUUGAAUCUUUACCAGAGUUCCCCCCAUUGCUGCAACAUCUUGAAGCAGAUGGUUGCACGUCACUGAAGACAGUGUCAAGUUCAAGCACUGCAAUCACACAAGGUUGGGAAGAAUAUAUAUUUUAUCUAGGGCUUUCUGAGAAACAUAAUUUUUCUAAUUGCCCAAAGUUGGAUGAGAAUGCACGAAGCAACAUAAUGGGUGAUGCACAGCUCAGAAUUAUGCGAAUGGCAAUUGCUUCGUCAGAGUUUAAAGAAGACAAAAUUGAACAACCAUCAUAUCAUUCAGAUAAUAGCUAUUAUGAUUUUGAGGAAUCUUUACGCAAGAGAUCUUUUGUUGCCAUUAGAUGUUGCGGGAAUGAAAUUCCAAAAUGGUUCAGCCAUAAAAGUGAGGGAUGUUCAAUAAAGAUUGAGCUUCCUGGUGAUUGGUUUAGCACAGAUUUCUUGGGUUUCGCUCUAUCUAUUGUUGUUGCAAAGGACGGAUUCUCUCCUCAUGCGAUUUCCAGCAUUGAAUGCAAGUACAACUUCAAAACUAGUAAUGGUGAAAGCCAUGAAGUCAACCAUCCUUUGUGCAAUCUGCGCAGGGAUACUAUGGGGUUUGAAAGCAUAGAUUCAUAUGAAGUGUUUGUGUUGUGGUAUAAUAAUGUCUUUGAAGAAGUUGUAGAGGGAGCUCAAAGCCCCACUGCCUUUUUCAAACUUGUUACGGAGGUCAAUGUUGACUUCAUCAUACGGAGUCCUUAUGACAGCGAAAGCUAUUCGGAGGGGGAGGAGGUGGAGGAGGAGAUGGAGGUGAAGGUGGAAAAGUGUGGGAUAUGUCUGUUGUAUGGCAAAGAUGCUGAGAUGAUAAAGCAGAGGGCUUUGUAGAUCAAGCCGUUAUCCCUAAAUUCAAAUUUUCAUUUUAUUUGAGCUGUUUGCUUUGGAAGCCUUGUGGCUGAGGACGCUUUUGAGUUUGUUAGGCUUAGGGGUUGUCUUUCUUGUUUUAACCCUUCGCCCUCUCCAUCGCCAAGCUUUUUGGGUGAGGAUGCUUUUGAGUUUAGUAAUUUUCUUCAUUCAAUUCAAGUAUUAAAUUGUUAAUAGUGUCA
Molecule: messenger RNA, 6047 nt
Organism: Prunus persica (peach)
Lineage: Eukaryota; Viridiplantae; Streptophyta; Magnoliopsida; Rosales; Rosaceae
Product: TMV resistance protein N
Exons: 5
Coding region: 2014-5829 (1271 amino acids)
Biological process (GO): defense response; signal transduction
Molecular function (GO): ADP binding; protein binding
Source: RefSeq, a predicted model, not a curated record